Molecule: messenger RNA, 6538 nt
Organism: Tympanuchus pallidicinctus (lesser prairie-chicken)
Lineage: Eukaryota; Metazoa; Chordata; Aves; Galliformes; Phasianidae
Gene: MGAT5B
Product: alpha-1,6-mannosylglycoprotein 6-beta-N-acetylglucosaminyltransferase B
Exons: 21
Coding region: 2771-5218 (815 amino acids)
Biological process (GO): protein N-linked glycosylation
Cellular component (GO): Golgi apparatus
Molecular function (GO): alpha-1,6-mannosylglycoprotein 6-beta-N-acetylglucosaminyltransferase activity
Source: RefSeq, a predicted model, not a curated record
CUGGCAGCUGUCAUCAUUCCAUCUCUUAAUCUUCCUAUCAGUGUUUACCAGCCCUGAGGAUGGACCCCAUUCAUUUUACCUCCUUGGCUUUUGAACAGUUCCACAUUAAUGUUUAAUAUCCGGACAUAUCGCAUCCAAGUUCUCCAGACAAAUGCUAAGAGGAAAUGAAAACUGAUAUUCCUGACAUUGAGUGCCAGAGAUGCUGCUAGGAAUUAGUCUUUCAUGCAUAUCGUGUUCUUCAGACUCCUCUGUGGCUCCAUUUCAUGACGGCUGGGCAGCCUCUGUGUGCUGCUGUCAGACAGAGAGAAUCUGUAUAUGGUUGCUGACUGAAAUAUCCUUUACGUGUGCAAUUAGAAAAGCACCUCUUAGGCCGGCUGUCAGCACACACAGCCUUUGAGUCUUUGGAUUAAAGGACAUUCAGAAGUUUGUGCUUCAAAGUUGAGUCAUGAAGGGGGGGGAAAGUAGAAGGUUUGUGCCUUAAAUGAAGCAUCAAUCAUCCUGUCAUCUUGAAGGGAAAUAACUAUUCGUUAAGGUCACUUAGUGAAAUUAGUUUCAAUUAAGUAACUUUACUAAAUGCAAUGGUGACUGGUCAUUGCUGGAACCACUCAUCUUGCAGUAAAGCCUAACCUGCACAGUUUGUUAUCAUUAUUAGUCUUUACUUAAAAAAAAACAACCAACAGAGUAAUUGCACAGAUAACAGCUUGUUUUAGAGAACCUCCCAACCAUACAUCAUUCUUUGUUUCAUGCUUGCAGAGGUGUAACAGUGGUACAGGACGUUUGGUUCAGUGCUCCGAUGCUGAGUGAUGGUAGGAGGCAAAGAAAAUGAUUCUUCUGUAGCAGUGCAGACAGUCCUCCAACUGAACCCGUGAAUAGGCACGACUGUAUGUUUUCCAAUCAAACGGCCCUCCAGAAAUCAGCUAACGAGGAGAAAGUCAAGAUCAAAGAUGAGCAUCCUAAUCCAUUAUCAACACAUGCCAUCAGACUCUCCAUCUGCUAGCAGAGGGCCCUGUGAGCUGGCAAUGAGGAGCCUGCAGAUGCUCAGCCACCGCUGUGCCUUCACCACCUGGGUUUGGGUUGGUGUCAGCUUGGAUAAGUGGCAUUGUGCUCUAGAAAAAGCCAUGCAGAGCCGUGUUGUGCACUGGCACGUGGUGCCCAGGGAGGUGGUGCUGGAGUCACCAUCCCAGAGGUGUCCAUGUGCUGUGAUGAGUUCAAAGGCUGUAGGCAGUGCUGGUGGUAGGAGAACGGUUGGUCUGGAUGAUCUUGGAGCUCUUUUCCAACCUUAACGAUUCUAUGAAAAGAAGAAAAGUAACAGCAGGUAAAGGAUGGUUUAAUUUAGCAGCUCAUUUUGGCCAGGUAAUUAUUUCUUUAAAAGCCCUGGAUUUGUUAAAAGUAUCACAAUUACGUUUUUUUUAAAUUAUGUCUACAGAAUGAAGCGCUCGUUUAAUUAGUAAACAUUUGGCAUGCCUUUAAAUAGGCUUUUAAUUACAUUAAAGGGACACUGUCAAGGUGUCUUUCAUCAUUUUUAAUAGACCUGCAGUUUUAUCCCCCCCCUCCUUGCGUUUGGGUGCCACACAUUGGUCUCCAGGCAAAAAAAACCAAGUAAUUUUAAAGAAGGCACUGUGUCCUUAAAAGACAUUGAAAAAGACUCAUUUUUUUUCUGCUUGGAGGAGCCCUGUUCCUGUGGAGCAGCCCUACGUGUAGCUGUGGGCUGGGACAGGAGGCUGCUCAGGUUUCCCAAGUGUGUGGGCAGCAUCCUUGCAGCCCUUAAUCAAAGGUGCUUUCUAAACAGCCUGCUGUAGCAUUCAGGUGUUGCUCUGUGUCCUGCAGAAGCCCAGGGAUCGCCUGCCAGCCCUUGGGGCUCGGUGGCUGCGUGCAGAGGUGACAGUCCCAGCACUGGGCAUCGCGUCCUGGCUGAGAAAGGUGCUCUGCUCCUAAGUGCUGCUCAUCACCCUUCAUGCUCGGUGGCAGCUCUCAGCCGGGGGAACUCAUGCCCAGGAGGGUCGUGCCCUGUGCUGAAGCAACAGCUUUCCCCCCAUAAGUCACCUCAACUCCUCCCUGCUGGAGCAGAUGCUGCUCCUACAGCCUUACGGCUCGCAGCUGUCGCAGACAGCAGCUCUCCUAAUAAAUCACCAGUGCAGUGCUAACUGAUAGUGAUGCAAGCUCCCGGAGGAAGCCCUGUGCUGAGUUCCCAAGCUGAUGCUUGCCUUUUCAUCCCCAACCUGCGUGAUGCUGCCCUAUCCUUUAGGGCUAAGCCUGAUGAAUGCCAGCCCACGAGGGGUAUUGCUCGUUCCCUGCCCGGAGCUGGUGGGCUCACUGUGCCUGUGUGGUUGGUGAGUGAUAAACGAGGCACUGAGCAGCACAACAAAGCAUGGCUCAGCCUGUGUGUCUCCGUUGCCCCGCUGCGCAUCACUGGAGCUUGAGUUUCUGGCCUCUGUUCUUGGCAAGGCUCUGUAAUUAAAACAUAUGCAAUAACCAGAGGCACAGAUAGCCUGGCUUGGGGGAGCCUUUCCUGGCAUGCCUCCAAAGGUAAAGAAAUAAAAACUCAGACCGGAGUGUGGCAGCGGGGAGGCAGUGCUGGUGGCCCUCCUGGGGUGUGGGGUGACCCCAUGGGUUGCAAGCUCCAGUGUCCUUGCCUAUACACCUGCUCUGCUGGUCAGCAGCACGUGUCCUCCUUCUGCACAGCCUGAGCACCUUCCCAACUAUUCCUUUCGUUCCUCUUUAUCCCCAGCAGCCCCAGUGAUCUCCCGGGAGGAGCGCUGCGCAUGGAGUGAUGGAGGAGCCAUCUCCAUCCUUGGAUCAAGAAGCCAUACUGCUCCUCUUCCCCCUUCUUGCAAAGGGAGCCAUGCCACCUCCUUCCAGCUCCAGUUUCCAGGGAUACAGGGAUGGAGACUGCAGCAGGAUAUUUGUGCUGGGCAUUGGAUUUUUCACUCUGUGCUUCUUAAUGACGUCUCUGGGAGGGCAGUUCUCAGCCAAGCGCCUGGGGGAUUCGCCCUUCACCAUCCGCACUGAAGUGAUGGGCGCUCUGGAGUCCCGAGGGGUGCUGCGGCGGAUGAGCGACAUGCUGGAGCUGCUGAUGAAGAGGAUGGACAUCCUGGCCAGGCUGGAGAACGGCACUGAUUUCCACAAAGGGAACGAGGCACUCUUCCCUCUGGACAGGUUGCAGCCAGCGGCCGGUUUGAUGGAGAGGAUCCAAGCUAUAGCUCAAAACGUCUCAGACAUCGCAAUAAAGGUAGACCAGAUUCUCCGGAAUAGCCUCAUGAAUGCAAAAAUGGGGGAUGGCAGGAGGGACCAGUGCGAGGUGCCCAGGGACCCCAAGUACCCUGACUGCGCUGGGAAGGUGGAGUGGAUGAGGGCCAGGUGGACUUCUGACCCCUGCUAUGCAUUUUUUGGCGUGGAUGGCACCGAGUGCUCCUUCCUCAUCUACCUCAGUGAAGUUGAGUGGUUCUGCCCUCCCCUACCCUGGAGGAACCAGACGGCCGCACCGUCCCCUCCACCGCUGCCCCGCGCCCAGGCAGCUUUCCGCAGCGACCUGGCCCCAUUGCUGGAGCUGGUGGGCACGGGCAAGGAGUCCCUCAGCUUCAUGAAGAAGAGGAUCCGGCACCUGGCCCAGCAGUGGCUGCGGGCAGCCCGACGCCUCGAGCAGAAGCUGAAGGGACGGCAGGGGGACCAAAAACAUAUCCUGAUUCACAUCGGCUUCCUGACCGAGGAGUCAGGGGACGUCUUCAGCCCACGGGUGCUGAAAGGGGGGCCCCUGGGCGAGAUGGUGCAGUGGGCCGACAUCCUGGCUGCCCUUUUCCUGCUGGGACACAGCCUGAAGGUGACAGUCUCACUGAAGGAGCUGCAGAGCAACUUAGGGGUGCCUCCAGGACGGGGAAACUGCCCCUUGACGAACCCUUUGCCUUUUGACCUGAUCUACACCGACUACCACGGCCUCCAGCAGAUGAAGCAGCACAUGGGGCUCUCCUUUAAGAAAUACAGGUGCCGUGUUCGUGUCAUCGAUACCUUUGGGACGGAGCCAGCCUACAACCAUGAGGAAUACGCCACGCUGCGCGGCUUCCGCACCAACUGGGGCUACUGGAACCUGCACCCCUCCCAGUUCAUGACCAUGUUCCCGCACACCCCGGACAAUUCCUUCAUGGGCUUCGUGUCGGAGGAGCUCAACCAGACCGAGCGGCAGCGCAUCAAAUCCAGCAAAGUGAGCAGCAUGGCAGUGGUGUACGGGAAGGAGGCCAGCAUCUGGAAGCUGCAGGGCAAGGAGAAAUUCCUGACCAUCCUCAACAAGUACAUGGAGAUCCAUGGCACUGUGUACUACGAGACGCAGCGGCCGCCGGAGGUACCAGCCUUCGUCAAGAACCACGGGCUGCUGCCACAGCAUGAGUUCCAGCAGCUGCUGAGGAAGGCGAAGCUCUUCAUCGGCUUUGGGUUCCCCUAUGAGGGUCCAGCCCCACUGGAGGCCAUCGCCAAUGGCUGUGUGUUCCUGCAGGCGCGCUUCAACCCCCCCCACAGCUCCCUCAACCACGAGUUCUUCCGUGGGAAGCCCACCUCCAGAGAGGUAUCCUCACAGCACCCGUACGCCGAGGACUUCAUUGGGAAGCCACACGUGUGGACUGUCGACUACAAUAACUCCGAGGAGUUUGAAGCUGCUAUCAAAACAAUCCUGAGGACCCAGGUGGACCCUUACCUGCCUUACGAGUACACCUGCGAGGGGAUGCUGGAGCGGAUCCAUGCCUACAUUCAGCACCAGGAUUUCUGCACCAUGCCAUCCCCUCCACCUCCUGCCAAGGCCCAGAGCCCCGCUAUGCAAAGCCCUCCGAGCCCUCUGGCCCUGUCUCCCAACGCCACCCACCUGGUCUGGUCCCCGAGCGCCCGCCGGGACCCCCACGCCUGGCCGCCAGCAGACUCCCUGCAGGUGUGGCUGUCAGAGGGGCAGCAUGCCUGCACCGAGACGUGCCGCCGCCGUGGGCUGGUGUGUGAGCCCACCUUCUUCAGGUUCCUCAACAAGAAGGAGGUGUUUCUGCAGCUCAGCAUCACCUGCGACAGCACCGAGUACGAGAUGAACCAUCUCUACCCGGCAGUGGCAGAGAACGUUCACGAGUGCUACCUCCAGAAGGAGCCGCUGCUCUUCAGCUGCGCGGGGCACAACACCAAGUACCGGCGCCUCUGCCCCUGCCGCGACUACCGCCAGGGCCAGGUGGCUCUGUGCAGGGACUGCUUGUGACUCGGCCCCGUGGCGGUGACGCACCGUGUGCCGCCGGUGGCUUUAUCUCAAAGCUCGUGCAAUAGCUGGGGAGGCAGGACGGGAUGCGUGCCGAGCCGGGGGUGCUGGGCUGCAAAAAGCCACGUCCCGAUGGUCGGUUCCAUUUUCCUCUUGAGGCGCAUCGUCCGUCCGCAUCCGAACCCAUCUGGACCGCGUUGGUGCUGGGAUGGGGGUGGCGGGGAGAGGAGCUGGAGGGGAUCACCCUUCCCUUCUUCCAUCCACGGGAUGAGCCACCAGCAGACUGCAGUUUCAGGGUUUUCAUUCUCUUGAAGCAUCCGAGGUUGUUUUAUUUAUUUGUUUUCUAUCCCCCUCCUUCUCUCCUUUCCUCCCCCCCCUUCCCAGAAUGAGUGGUGAAUUAAAAGGGAACAAAAAACACCCAGCCCUUCUUGUGAGGAGUUAUUGGGCUGUGCUGGGGGACCCUUCCUUGGCCGGGGAGGGCAAAACCUGAGGGCAGAGGCUGCAAUGGGUGCAAGCAGCAGAGGCUUGGUCUGCAGCACAAGGCUGGGGCUGAGCAGUUCUGCGUGCGGCUGCAGAGGGAUGCUGGGCUCAGGGCUGUGCAGGGUGCUGUGCACCAUUGUGUAGGUGGUGGCACGGUGCUUCUCCUUGUUUGAGGCAGGAGGAGGUGCUGCAGCAGCUGGUAUGUUACUGGCAUGGAGUGAAGGUGGGGGCAGAUUUAAGGCAUAGCAACUGCAGCAGAAACAUUGUGCCUGCAUCCCCCCAGCGCUGCAGCCCCUGCCUUCCCAACCAGCUGAAAGAAAAGGUGAGCUCCAGGCCAAGAGCUCCAGGCAGCAGCUUCACUUCUUUAGCUUCUCUUUAAGCUCAUAAUCUUUUAGAGAACUGUUUGAUGCUUCUUGUGAUUCCUUUCCUGGCUUAGUGGGACCUAUGGUGAGCAGGCUGGUUGGGUUUGGGAGGUUCUCAUGGAGCGGUGCUGCAGGAUCAGUGCUCAGCCCUCCUGCUGCUCAGGAGUGGGCUGCACAGCUGCGAGCUGCAGACGGGGCACUUGUACCAUGCAUGGAAUAACCCCUCAUCCCAGCCUGACGGUGUCAUCUGGGAGCACUGUCCCCACCUGGCUCCGGGUGAUGGAGCAGGGGUUCGGCAGGAUGAAUGGAGCCCCAUUUUGGCACCAGGCUGCUCUUGCUGUCCCCCAGCCCAGAGCCAGUGCUGUUAUCCAGGAGCCAUUUGUCACCUUCAGUGCAACGCUGUGCAGGCAGCUUCCAAACAGCCGGUGACGCCGACAAGGGAAAGGAUUGAUUAAGUAAUUUGUGUGUCUUGCAGCAGGCG